Molecule: messenger RNA, 5732 nt
Organism: Mus pahari (shrew mouse)
Lineage: Eukaryota; Metazoa; Chordata; Mammalia; Rodentia; Muridae
Gene: Nsun6
Product: NOP2/Sun RNA methyltransferase 6
Exons: 11
Coding region: 283-1608 (441 amino acids)
Biological process (GO): RNA methylation
Molecular function (GO): methyltransferase activity
Source: RefSeq, a predicted model, not a curated record
UUUUGGAAAAUAGCACGUCAGAGUGGAUUUAGGCGCUGUCCUGUUUUCCGAUCUGCGUUUAGGUACACUUAUUUGUCACCAAGUUCUGUUUGGCGCGGUGUCGCAGUUCGGAGCUGUCUCACAGCAUCCCAGAGAACGACAAACCUUGGGUCCUGCUCAUUCCAGAACUCAGCCCUGAAAGGCAUUCUUGUGCUCGUCCUUUGGCUAGCAACGCUGAAAUUCGAAAAUAAAGACUGCUUCCCAACAUUUUCUUGGACAACUUAAAAUAGAAAAAACAAAAGAAUGUAUGUAUUUCCAAAGAUAUCUUUGAGACCUGACGUUGAAAACUAUCUCAGAGAGAGCUUUUUGAACGAGGAGGCUGUGUCUGCUUCAAGCAGACAAGAAGCAGAAAGGAAGUUUGAGACUCUGCUGCUUCGCUUGUCACACCCUCCGUCGUUGACAACUGUCAGAGUGAAUACGCAUUUAAUCUCAGUUCAGCAUGUCAGAGGUCUGCUGCUUGAAGAGCUUCAGAAGCAGUUUGGUGAAUCCAGCGUUCCUGUUCUUCAGCAUCCAGCCCUCCCGGAUGUCUUGCUCAUCCCCAUGACUGGACCAAGAAUUGUUAUGAAAGCUGGAGAUGUUAUUUCUGUAUAUUCUGAUAUUAAGGGCAAAUGUAAGAAAGGAGCCAAAGAAUUUGAUGGAACUAAAGUAUUUCUUGGAAACGGAAUUUCUGAACUGAGCCGCAAAGAUAUCUUCAAUGGGUUACCUGAUCUGAAAGGUAUAGGCAUAAGAAUGACAGAACCCAUAUAUCUCAGUCCCUCAUUUGACAAUGUUCUACCCAGUUAUAUAUUUUUACAGAAUUUGCCAUCUACAGUUGUAGCUCAUGUUCUUGAUCCUCAACCUGGAGAGAAGAUUCUAGAUAUGUGUGCAGCCCCUGGAGGCAAAACUACACAUACUGCAGCUCUGAUGCAGGACCAGGGAGAAGUAAUAGCAUUGGACAAAAUAUUGACGAAAGUGAACAAACUGAAGCAGAAUGCUUCAUUAUUAGGACUUCGUUCUAUCCGGGCAUUUUGUUUCGAUGCAACAAAGGCGCUUAAGCUUGAUACUACUGAUGGCAUAGAAGGGGGACCUCCAUUCUUACCAGAAUCUUUUGACCGAAUUAUCCUUGAUGCACCCUGCAGUGGAAUGGGACAGAGGCCAAAUAUGGCUUGUACUUGGACUUUAAAGGAAGUGACAUCCUAUCCGCCACUACAGCGAAAACUCCUUAAUGUGGCAGUUCAACUCCUGAAGCCAGGAGGAGUGCUGGUCUACAGCACAUGCACAAUAACUCUGGCAGAAAAUGAAGAGCAAGUUGCCUGGGCCCUUAGAACAUUCCCCUGCCUUCAGCUUCAACCCCAGGAACCACAGAUUGGAGGAGAAGGGAUGGUGGGAGCUGGCCUGACAUUGGAGCAAUUGAAACAGCUGCAGCGAUUUGAUCCAUCUGUUGUACCACUGCAGAACAGGGACACUGAUUCUCUUGGAGAAGCCAGAAGGGAAGACGUGAUUUGGCUGGCCAACAAGGACUGUAUAGGCUUCUUUAUUGCAAAGUUUUUAAAAUGUCAAAGCACAAAAGAGAAGGUUUCUCAGAAAUGAAAAUUCUGAAGACUGUCUGUGUAUGGGGCUUUUUCUUACACUGAAGUGUUGUCAAGCCAAUGGAGUGAUGGCAUGGUUGCUCAGGAAACAGGAUGAUGCUAAUGGCUUCCUUGGGAUUGGAAGGAGCAGUAUGCAUAUGUGGCUCUGGGGAAGCAGGGGAUAGGAAAGCAUAAUCAACCUCAUGCUUUAUGAAAGGAAAGGAGGAAUUGCCUGUGGGGGUCUGGAAUAUGCUUUCAGUUUUAAUUUAUAAAUAUUAGUCUUUCAGAUGCCAUAAAUAUUAAGUCUUUCUAUGUGAAAAAUAGUUUAAAAACAAAAGAAUAAAACUCUAAAGCUUUCAAGUGGUUAUGAAAAGCUGUUUUCAGUUUCCAAGAUGGUGGUAGGGUCUUCAGUAAGUUUUCAGGACAUGGACAGUAACACUAACCUCAUGGCUGAAGUAAGUAGGCUCGUGGCUGGAGUCUGCCUCUCUGUCCCUCUCUCCAUACUGAUUCUAAAUAUGGCUUCUUAAUUUGAAGGUUCCUUUAAGUCCUGAGUGUGGGACACAUGGUGAGGUCAGAGGACACCUUUGGGGGUCAGUUUCUCUCCUCUACCUUGAGUUCUGAAGCUUGAACUCAGAUCCUCAGGUUUGUGUUGCAAGCACUUUUUAACCUGCUGAGCCAUUUCACCAGGCUUCAGGUCACUUUUAAAUACAGCUUGGACUUGUGCUAAAUACUUUGAAAGGUGAAGUCUAGAUAUGUACUUUGUAGUUAAAAUGGCCAUUGAGAAGUACUCCACAUUUUGGUUGUAUUUUAUCAUCUUCGGGAACAGAUAUCAUGCAAAAUAAUAGGGAAAUGCUUGGUGAGGAAGAGAAAAGCAGUUACUGAGAGCCAGGACUCCCGUCCCCCGUAGCUGUUCCAGAGGUUAUUAUGUUAUAGUUAUAGAUUUAAAGGAUUACCUUUUUACUAUAAAAUUACAGCCAGAAGAGACACAAAGAUUUACUUUCAGCAUUCCCUUUGUCAAUUUUCAAAGGCCAUUUCAAAGGUAUCAGUGGAAGGUUCUCCCCCAAGGUAUAAAGAAUCCAUUAGGGCUAAGUAUUAAAAGGCUUUUAUUUUAUAUUAUAUGGUUGAUAUUCUUAUAGCAGAAAAAACAAAGGAUUUAACUGAAUUAAUUUUAAAAAAUAUAAUUGAGGUAUUAACCCAGCAUGGACUAAUUAUCGCCCCUGAUAAAAUCAGGAUAACAGGCCAAUAAAUUAUUUGGGAAAAACAAUUCAUAAUGAAUAUAUCAUAUCUCAAAAAUUGCAACUUAGGAUUGAUAAAAACAAUGAUUUUCAAAAAUUAUUGGGAAAUAUUAAUUGGAUUAGACCUUAUUUAAAAAUUACCACAGGACAGUUCCAUCAUUUAUUUGAAAUUCUUAAAGGAGAUCCCAAUCCCAGAACAACUAGAAUUGAUAGAACAAAAGAUGCAAGAUGCAAAGGUAAAACAAAUAAAUUAUUUAAAACCAUCAUCUCUUAUUAUACUUAAAACAUCUUACACCCUACUGCAUGUUUAUGGCAAGAAGGUGUGCUAGAAUGGACUUAUCUCCCUCAUACUCAAGUAAAAAUAGUAUCUACUUAUCCUUUUAUAUGUAGUCAAUUAAUUAUUAAAGGGAGGAUAAGAUCCAGGGAAUUAUUUGGCAAAAAAAUGCACGAAAUUGUUAUUCCCUACAAUAAGGAGCAAUUGGAGUAUUUACUUCAAAUUGUGGAUGAUUGGGGAAUAGCAUUAGCUCAUUAUAUGGGACAAAUUAAAUAUCAUGUACCUCAACACCCUAUAUUAAAGUUUGUAGAAGAAACAGAAAUAAUUUUUCCUUCUAAAAUAACAUUGGAACCUAUUUCUGAUGCCCUCUUGGUAUUUACAGAUGGGUCAUCUAAUGGAACCUCAGCUGUUUAUAUAAAAGAUAGACCUGUAAUUAUUAAAACGGCAAAAGAAACUUCUGCACAGCAGGCGGAAAUUAUUGCAGUUGUUACUGCCCUUGAACACCUACCUGAAGAGUUUAACCUUUAUACAGUUUCAAAAUAUGUAGUUCGUUUAUUUUCUGAUAUAGAGACAGCUCUUAUAUCUGGAAAUUGCACAAUUAUAUCACUCUUGCUUCAGUUGCAAAAUAUAAUUCAAUCAAGAAAAAGAAAAAAAUUUUAUAGGACAUAUCAGAGGACAUACUGGCCUGCCAGGUCCAUUGGCUUCAGGAAAUGCAAUGGCAGAUUUAUUAACGAAGGAUCACUUGAUUGCUAGUGUGUUUGAACAAGCAUUGGAGAGUCAUGCUUUACAUCAUCAGAAUGCACUGACCUUGAGAAGGAUGUUCAAUUUGACACAAGAACAGGCUAGACACAUUGUGAAGGAUUGCAAAAAUUGUCUCGAUGUAUAUCAUUUAUUAAAAAUUGGAGUUAACCCAAGAGGCCUUAAUCCUCAAGUUUUGUGGCAAAUGGAUGUAACUCAUAUCCCGGAAUUUGGAAAUUUGGCCUGUGUACAUGUUAUUGUAGAUACCUAUUCUCAUGUGGUAUGGCUACUGCUAGAACUGGAGAGGCUGUGAAAGAUGUCAUACAAUAUCUUAUUAUAUGCAUCUCCUCCUUAGGUGUGCCAAAAAGAAUUAAAACUGAUAAUGCUCCAGCUUAUAUUUCUCAAGCUUUUGCAAAGUUUUGCCUUCAAUGGGUAUAGAACAUAUAACAGGAAUUCCAUAUAACCCCCAAGGUCAUUCAAUGGGGCAUAUAAGCAUACAGCAGGAAUUCCGUAUAACCCCCAAGGUCAGGCUAUCAUAGAAAGGACUCAUCAAAAUCUUAAGGUACAACUUCAGAGAUUAAAAUCUAGUGGUCAUUACUACUCACCUCAUCAAUGAUUAAGCCAUGCUUUAUUUACCAUUAAUCAUCUUAAUACAGAUUAUUUUAUGCAAAAGGCUUUAUGCGAAAGCAUUGGGUUCCCCUACAGCAGACUGUUCUUCCUUUAGUAAUGUGGAAGGAUCUUUUAACAGGCACCGGGAAAGAGUGUUAAUCGCCUUGGGAAGAGGAUAUGCAUGUGUUUUUCCACAGGAUGCAGAGAUCUCAAUCUGGUUCCCAGACAGACUUAUUCAACCCUUCCACCAGAAAACAUCUAUUGAGAACCCAGAAGAAAAAGAGGGCAAAAGAAGUAAUGAAGAAAAUGAAGAAGCUUGGUCUCUCUUCUUCACAGGUGUCUUUGGCUCCUCCUGAACUGUCAUCUACCACAGGGAUAGAUCCACCCACUUGAGGACAACUGAAGAAACUUACCCAGAGAGCACAACAAAUAAUCUCUGAUACCGGGAAACCACCAUCAGCAGAAAAUAUGUUUCUUGCUAUGCUUGCUGUGGUUUCUAUGCAGGUAUGCUGUGCCUCUGCAACCUCAUUUUGUGCCUAUGUUCCCCAUCCUUCACUUCUUCAUCCCAUGGGUUGGAGAGAUAAUGUGCUGCAUAUCAGGGUCAUGACUAAUAAUACUGAGCUGCUAGGGGGACACGCUGACUUUUUUCCCCAUUUGACUUCCUCUGAAAUUAAAUAUGAGGGAAUGCCAGACUCUGCCCCAAUCUGUUUUAAUUUAAAGGGAACACACACCCCCACCAUGGGUUGCCUUCCCAUUAGUUAUAGAACUUUUCUUUCUGAUGAUCCAGAUAGAUCCUGUUGCCCCCACUCCCGAAUCAUAAAAGAUUAACAUGGGAGCUUUCAAUAAUGAUUUUGGGGUAUUCUAAUUAUAAUGAAACUUUUAUAAGGCCAAAAGAAAAUAUGCCUCUGAAAGAAUGUCGACAAGAACAUUGGGACAGUGAUAAAUUGUGGGUAUCCUUGCUUUCAGUUGAUAGUCCAAGAUGGCUUAAAUGUGGGUUUAGUUUUUGGGCUUCAGUACAUGAUCCUUGGAAAACUCAAGAAAAAAUUUAUGAUUAUUCCAUAGCCUCUCCAUUUUAUGAUUAUAGGAAACAAUUAGUGAGUUACAGCUCUUUCAUGGAUAUAGGCCUGAUACAUUUACAAAUGAGUCUGUUAAUAGAUGGUUCACUGCAGGAUGGGUGGAACCAAUUUAUGUCAGUCAUUCUCUUUCACAUAAUUUUUCUAAUGUUUUUUCAGGAUUAUUUAGACUUUUUGCUUCAACUAAUAUGGUUCUUUUAAAAAAGCCUAAGGAAUA